UCCUCUGUGGCCAAUGCGGGCGGGCCUGCCGACGGCAUGGCUUCCCUGGCUCGGUAAAGCGGGCCCUCCCGAGCGUAGUCCCGCGCCUCUGUGUUUGCUGUGAACCUGUGGUGCUCGGGCCCCGAGGAGGAUGGGUCCUCCUCUGGAUGUGUGGGACUUCUCGUCACCCUUGCUGUCGCUGUGGAUGAACAGAUUCUACAUCUACCUGGGCUGUGCUCUGGGAGUUACCUUUUGGAUCUGUGUCCAGAUCAUCACCAAGAAGCAGGUCACUAGCUCGCAGGAGAAAAGUGUCCCCGGAGCUCCCGGCCGCUCCCUCUCUUUUCAGAAGAAGCAGUCUCAUGUGUCUGGAGUGAAGAUCUUCUAUGGCUCACAGACAGGCAUGGCCAAGGGGUUUGCAGCGAUUCUCGCCAAAGCAGUGACCUCUCUGGACCUGCCGGUGGCCGUUGUUAAUCUGAAGGAGUAUGACCCAGACGACAGCCUGCUAGGAGAGAUCUCUAGUAAAAAUGUCUGUGCCUUCCUGGUUGCUACGUACACCGACGGCCGUCCUCCAGAGAGUGCAGAGUGGUUCUGCAAGUGGUUAGAGGAAGCAGCUAACGACUUCCGCUUUGGCAAAACCUACCUGAAGGGUUUGAGAUACGUGGUAUUUGGCCUGGGAGACUCCGCCUACCGGAGCCACUUCAACAAGGUCAGCACAAAUGUUGACAAAUGGCUUUGGAUGCUCGGCACCCAACGGGUACUGACCCGAGGGGAGGGCGACUGCAACACAGUUCAGAGCAAACAUGGCAGCAUUGAGGCCGACUUCACAGCCUGGAAGACCAAGUUCAUCUCCCGGCUGCAGGCCCUGCAGAGAGGGGAGAAAAAGGUCUGUCACAGGGACUGCAAGAAAGGGAAGUGCGAGUCGACCCAGCCCGGCCCAGGAGAGAUGCGGCCUCACCUGCAAGGCGAAUUGCAUCCCAGGGAUGCUGAGGAGGAGGAGCCGUGCGAGAGCAGCAGUGAUGAGGAGUCUGUGGCCCAGAAUUACCAGAGCCUGAAUGCCGUGGUUGAUGUCGAGGACCUGGGCAGCAUUGUGAACCCCAUGAAGAAGGAAAAGAGAGAAAAGGCUCAAGAGGAGGAGAAAGCUGUUGUGCAGAGGAACACGGAGAAGAAUGAAGACAGCGACAGGAGAGCGAUGAUAACGCCCGCUCUGCGAGAGGCCCUAACUAAACAAGGGUACCAGCUGAUUGGCAGCCACUCUGGCGUGAAGCUUUGCAGGUGGACAAAGUCGAUGCUGCGGGGCAGAGGAGGUUGCUACAAACACACGUUCUAUGGCAUCGAGAGCCAUCGCUGCAUGGAAGCCACUCCGAGUUUGGCGUGUGCAAACAAGUGCGUCUUCUGCUGGCGGCACCACACCAAUCCCGUGGGCACUGAAUGGCGGUGGAAGAUGGACCAGCCGGAACUGAUCCUGAAGGAAGCUGUGGAGAACCAUCAGAACAUGAUUAAACAGUUCAAAGUUGUGCCAGGGCUCAAGGCGGAUCGAUUUGAAGAGGGGAUGGAGGUCAAGCACUGUGCACUUUCCCUCGUGGGCGAGCCGAUAAUGUACCCAGAGAUCAACCGGCUCUUGAAGCUGCUCCACCAGCGAGGGAUCUCCAGCUUCCUCGUCACCAACGCUCAGUUCCCUGAGGAAAUCAGGAACCUCACACCAGUCACGCAGCUGUACGUGAGCGUGGACGCUAGCACCAAAGACAGCCUGAAGAAGAUUGACCGGCCGCUCUUCAAGGAUUUCUGGCAGCGGUUCCUAGACAGUUUAAAAGCCUUAGCUGCAAAGCAACAGCGCACAGUCUACAGGCUGACCCUGGUGAAGUGCUGGAACGUGGAUGAGCUCCAGGCCUACGCUAAGCUGGUGUCCUUGGGGAGCCCCGACUUCAUCGAGGUCAAGGGCGUGACCUAUUGUGGCGAGAGUGCAGCCAGCAACCUCACCAUGGCCAACGUGCCUUGGCAUGAGGAAGUUGUUCGCUUUGUCCGGGAGCUGGUUGCUCUGCUUCCUGACUAUGAAAUUGCGUGUGAACAUGAGCACUCCAACUGCCUCCUGAUUGCACACAAAAAGUUUAAAGUUGAUGGCGAGUGGUGGACAUGGAUCGAUUACAGCCGCUUCCAGGAGCUGGUCCGGCAGUACGAAGAGAGUGGGGGCUCCAGGACUUUCACGGCGAGGGAUUAUAUGGCCAGAACCCCGCAGUGGGCGCUGUUCGGUGCCAGGGAAAGAGGCUUUGAUCCCAAGGACACAAGAUACCAGAGGAAGAACAAAGCGAAGGACAUUUCCGGAUGUUGAGCUCAUCUGAGUUAAAAAUCUCCAAAGACAAAAGCUGCCUGGCCCCAGAAGGUCCCCAUCACUGUCCCCAGGACUCCAUAGCUGUUAUCUCAGAGUCUGACCUCAUCAGGAGCACCCGCCACUAAGGGCUGGACGCCUGGCUCAAGGCUUCUUAUCAGAACACAGGCCCUUUUCUGAGUUCAUUUCUGAGACAGUGAAGGCGACAGUCACCUUUGGAUUUUCAGUAGUUUUGAAUCUUAUUUUAGUAAUUUUCCUAAGUGCUAUCCCUGAGUGUUACACAGGGAAUAAACUAUCUUUGCUCUUCUUCCCGA
Molecule: messenger RNA, 2616 nt
Organism: Psammomys obesus (fat sand rat)
Lineage: Eukaryota; Metazoa; Chordata; Mammalia; Rodentia; Muridae
Product: S-adenosyl-L-methionine-dependent tRNA 4-demethylwyosine synthase TYW1
Exons: 16
Coding region: 131-2305 (724 amino acids)
Biological process (GO): wybutosine biosynthetic process
Molecular function (GO): catalytic activity; FMN binding; 4 iron, 4 sulfur cluster binding
Source: RefSeq, a predicted model, not a curated record